Drosophila novamexicana is the source of this 2222-nucleotide messenger RNA. It is a transcript of the gene nrv2, whose product is annotated as sodium/potassium-transporting ATPase subunit beta-2. Lineage: Eukaryota; Metazoa; Arthropoda; Insecta; Diptera; Drosophilidae. Gene Ontology annotation, cellular component: sodium:potassium-exchanging ATPase complex. The coding region runs from base 162 to 1130 and encodes 322 amino acids. Gene Ontology annotation, biological process: sodium ion export across plasma membrane; intracellular sodium ion homeostasis; potassium ion import across plasma membrane. The transcript has 6 exons. The record is from RefSeq and is a predicted model, not a curated record. Gene Ontology annotation, molecular function: ATPase activator activity.
GCUCUCCAAGUUGGAUAGUUUUGUAACCAAAUCAAGCAACGAGCGAGUGCAUAUAUAUAUUAAAUUAUUUAUUUAAACUUGCGUCGCCUAACUGCACUUCAUAUUUGAAGUAAGCACAAAUUAAAAUUAAUUAAACAAAAAUAAGAAAACAACCCACCAAAAUGUCGAAACCGGUACCAAUGCCAUAUUCGGAAACGAACGAUGAUCUACACAAUAUACGUAAACCCAAACCCUUUCAUUUCGGCAAAUUUUUAUACAACUCCGAGGAGGGCACGGUCAUGGGACGAGAUCGCGCCUCAUGGGCCAAGAUCGGCAUCUUCUAUAUAAUCUUCUACGGCGUGCUCGCCGCCCUGGUGGCCAUAUGCAUGUGGGCCUUCUUUCAAACUCUGGAUCCACGCAUACCCAAAUGGACAUUGGACAGCUCGAUCAUUGGCACGAAUCCAGGUCUUGGAUUCCGCCCACUGCCGCCCGUUGACAAUGUGGAGAGCACAUUGAUCUGGUACAAGGGCACGCAGCACGAGAACUACAAGCAUUGGACGGAUUCUCUGGACGAGUUCCUGGCUGUGUACAAAGUGCCCGGCUUGACACCGGGCCGUGGUCAGAACAUCUACAACUGUGACUACAACCAGCCCCCGCCGAAGGGUCAGGUGUGCGAUGUGGACAUUAAGGCCUGGUCGCCGUGCACCAAGGAGAACAAUUACAGCUACCACAAGAGUUCGCCGUGCAUUUUCCUCAAGCUGAACAAGAUCUACGACUGGCUGCCAGAGUUCUACAAUAGCUCACAAAAUUUGCCAGGCAAUAUGCCCGAAAACCUGAAGACCUACAUAGGGCAUGUGGAGAAGACCGAGCCGCACAAGCUGAACACCAUUUGGGUGUCCUGCGAGGGCGAGAAUCCUGCCGAUCAGGAGAACAUUGGCCCCGUCAACUAUUUGCCGAUACGCGGCUUCCCCGGCUAUUUCUAUCCCUAUCAGAACUCCGAGGGCUAUCUGAGUCCCCUCGUCGCGGUGCACUUCCAGCGCCCCAAGCGCGGCAUUAUCAUCAACGUGGAGUGCAAGGCCUGGGCACGCAACAUUGGGCACGAUCGCAAGGAAAGAAUUGGAUCCGUGCACUACGAGCUAUUGAUUGAUUAGGCUGCACGUUGAAUGAAACUCAAGCAGAUGAGAAAUCAAUCAAUUAAAGGACGCUCCUUUGUCUUGUGUAGAGCGAAAAAUGAGAAAAAUCAACACCAAAAUGCAGUUUUUUCCUAAGAAAUACUAUUAAAUAACAGACCAUAAAUUAUAUACAAGAAAAAAGACACCGACAACAAACAUUUUUGGAUACAAAACAAAUUUUUGAAUGUAGCUUCUUCUUAUACAAAAUACGAUUUAAAACGGAUUAUAUAUAUAUCUUUAUAUAUAUAUAGCAAGAAUGUAGUCUAGCGCCUAAGAGGAUUUCUUUAAAUUACGAGCGAUUUUUGCAUUAAAUAUAAAAAAAGACAAACAAACAAACAAAUUAUAUUAUUAAAUUGAAAUUAUAAUAAUUUAAAAUUAAUUAUAAUAAUGCUGAAUGCCGUUUUGUGAAAUGAAAACUCGAUAGUUGAAAGCUGAAAGAAGCAAACCCUAAACUUUAAAAGCUAGCCAAGUACGAAUCUCAUUUAGCGCUGUUCCAAAAUGAAACGACACAAAUUUACAAAUGUUUAUUGCUUAUUUUCAAUUACAAAGCUAAACUGCCACCACAAUCACGCAUUAGUUAACAACAAUUGAAAGUUAACAAUAAUAUAGAGAAAAACCUUUUGACCAAAAAAUGAAAGAGAAACUUUGUACGAACUAAAGCUGCAGCUGACCAAUUUCGUAGCCAAAUACCAAUUUUUAUUAACCAAACAAUUUUGCAACUAGUUUGUAGCAUAAAUUAAAAAACGUUUCUCCAAUUUAACCUAAACAAUCUUAUAUACAAAACAAACCUUAUACACACGGCAAACUAUAUAAAAUGUUUUACAUAUUUACAAACUAUUCAUAUAAAUCUAACCCGCAAGUCAAAGUGAAAUGUUUAACAAUCAAAUGCGAGAUCAACAAACACAAAUUUGCAGCGUUUAGUUAUUAAGUUUAUUAAUGUUAAAUCAAAUCAAACAAACAAUAAAAAUGAAAACUGAAUAAAAAUAACAACAAAAUCAAAUAAAACAGCAGCUAAGGCUAAACGAAUUCAUUUCAAGCUGUUCUCAAUAAAAAUGGGCGAUACAAAAAAAU